AUGGGAUUGGCUGACAAGAUUCAAUCUAAGAUUUCUGGCGGACACAAGGAGUUCGAAAAGGCUGACCAGACCGCUGGUAAGGCUGUCGGUAAGGACAACAUCUCUGGUGAGGUCGGCAACCUUAACAAGGACAGCGCUGUCGAGUACGCCAACGACGCUGACAAGGCUGGUGGCAAGUACUUGGGCAGAGAGAACUUGUCUGGUACCGAGGGCGGUAUUGGCAGCAAGUUCGGUGGCCAGGGUGGCUCUUCUGGUGCUACUGGCUCUGGUGCUGAGACUGGUGCUGCCGGUGCUGGUGCUGCCGGUGCUGGUGCCGCUGGUUCUCAGGGCGGUUCAGGCUCCUACGGUGCUUCUGGCGCUCAGGGUGGUGCCCCAUCUGGUAACGCUCCAUCUGGUGCCUACUCCUCUGGCGGUUCUGGUGCCCAGGGCGGUUCUUACGAGACCGGUACUGGCUCUACCGCUGGUAAGGGUUACGAAGGCCACCAGCAGGCUGGCCAGGCUGGUCAAUCUGGUCUGACCGGUCACGGUGACUACGGUAAGGAUGCUCUUUCCUCUGGUAAGGAUGCUUCCAACGCCUACAGCUCUGGCGACAAGGCCGGCCUUGCUUCCGGUGGAGCUGGUGUUGCUGCUGCUGGCGCAGGUGCUGCUGGUUACGGUGCUUCCAAGCUGGGCUCUGGCGAGUCCUCCUCUGCUCAGCCAUCUGGCUCUGGCCCAAGAACCCACGGUUCUGACGCUUACGGUUCUGGCCAGUCUUCUCACGGCUACGACACCGCUGGUUCCGCCAAGACUGCUGGUGCCCCAGGUGGCAUCCAGGAGGGUGCUGCUACCCAGUCUGGUUACGAUGCUACUGGUGGUGCUGACAAGUACGGUGCUACUGGUGCUCGUGGUCACGGUGCUACUGACGCUAACGCUACCGGCUCUGGUCUUGGUGGCUCUAUCGGUGGUGCUGGUCUUGGCGCCGCUGGUGGUGCUGCCGCUGGCUCCGCUGCCUCUGGAUCUCACGGCUCCUCUUCUCAGGGUGCUUCUGGAUCCCACGGUGCUUCCGGCUCCCACGGCGCUUCUGGUGCUCACGGUGCUUCUGGUGCUCACGGUGCCUCUGGUACUUCUGGCUCCACUGGUGCUGGUGGCGCUGGUUUCUCCACCGGUGACUCUUCCUUGGACUCCAAGAUUGCCUCUGCUGACCCUAAGGUUCAGGACAAGGCCAAGGAGGCUUUCAACAAGGGUUACGAUGAUGCCCUUAAGUCUAUCAACAGAUCUUAA
This is a messenger RNA of Candidozyma haemuli, 1260 nucleotides long. RefSeq names its product Asr1p (gene ASR1). The record is from RefSeq and is a predicted model, not a curated record. The coding region runs from base 1 to 1260 and encodes 419 amino acids. Lineage: Eukaryota; Fungi; Ascomycota; Pichiomycetes; Serinales; Metschnikowiaceae. The transcript has a single exon.